Synchytrium microbalum is the source of this 1494-nucleotide messenger RNA. RefSeq lists its product as uncharacterized. Bases 1 to 1494 code for a protein of 497 amino acids. The transcript has 8 exons. NCBI's taxonomy places the organism in Eukaryota, Fungi, Chytridiomycota, Chytridiomycetes, Synchytriales, Synchytriaceae. The record is from RefSeq and is a predicted model, not a curated record.
AUGGCUCGACAACGUGAAGACAUCUCCCAGCUCCCAAUGGAGGAAGCCAUUGAAAAGGCUGCUGACUUUAUGACGGAAGCACGACGAAUGCCGGCAAAUGCCUGGGAUUUAGGAUGGCAAUUGAAACCUAUGGAUCUACCUCCUCUGUCACCGCUUUCCAAGUUUCCACCAGGCAAUGUUACAUUGCCGAAAGAACUACACGCUUAUGAGUGGGGAGAUGCUGGCAACCCAGCAGUCUUACUAGUUCACGGUAUGGAAGGAAGGUCCCUGCAACUCGGCAAAUUCGGCCCAGCACUAGCAGGUCGUGGGCUACGCGUUGUCGCAGUAGAUAUGCCGGGUCACGGAAAGACCUGGCCAGAUGGCCCCAAGCUGGCGAACCCUCUGUUAUUCGCCCAAACGCUUCUACAUAUCGCAUGGUGUGUUAUCGGCCACUCUCUUGGCUCUGCUGCUACAACCUUAGCCGUAUCCAGAGGCUUUCCAACAAAACGUAUGGUGCUCAUCUCUCCACCUGCUGGUCAAGCCCAUAGUUUGGCAAGGUCACUCGCCCGAAUGGAACUCAAGCCAGAAUGGGCACCUCAAGUCAGAGCUGCCGUAGAGAAACGUAUUGGUGGUAAUAUGGACGACCUCUCCGUUAUGAAAGCUGCUGCAGCUAUCAAGAUCCCCACGUUAGUUGUUCACGACACUGAGGAUGCACUGAUCCCAGUGGAAGAAGCUAGAGCCGUCGUCAAAGUAUUCCCGAACAAGGCUGACUACAUGGAAACCACUGGUCUGGGCCAUGGGUUUGUGUUGAGGGAUGAUGCAGUCGUAAACCGAGUAGUAACGUUUGCUAGUAGCGGAGUUGAAGCCAAAUACAAAGGGUUGCCCAAACUGCCACAGAAGGGCAGAGGAGUUUUCGUUUCUUUCUCCUACGCAAACAAACCUCUAAACAAGCAACAGCACCUUCAAGGACUUGGGGAUACCGUCAUGUGGACUUUCAGCUCGAGGCUCCCACAGUGUCUCUUCUUUGCCUUCGGCCUUCUUGUGACAGUUUAUGGCCAAAAUACAAUACCGUCAACGGUUCCGUCAUCCAACGGAGCCUUUGAUGUAUAUCACACCGUCGUCAAUGCCAUCCUCAUUUCUAUCGGUGUAUUACUAUUUGCCUCAUCACUCUUGAUUGCCGGUAUAAUAGCAUUUAGUAGAUUACGUGGAGAAACCAGUCGAGUCAAUUCAGCAGGUGGUGAUGAUGUCGGGUUGCCACCUCGGCCCAUGAGAAGGAAGGACGUUGCAUUCUUUGAAGCUCAAGCUGAACGUAAAGAACGAAACAUCUACAAUUAUCGGCCUGACGGGUAUAAUAACAAGACUCUGUACGAGAUGGCUCAAGAAUCUGCUGCAACGAAUGCAGCUGCUGCAGCUUCUCAACCGCCGGAAAUGACUGAAACUAGGAAUCGAGGAUCUAAAGAACGGUCGAGGCCAACGCUACCUGGUACUGGUGAUCUGGGAGAGUCGAAUCUUUGA